Molecule: messenger RNA, 1758 nt
Organism: Neocloeon triangulifer
Lineage: Eukaryota; Metazoa; Arthropoda; Insecta; Ephemeroptera; Baetidae
Product: low density lipoprotein receptor adapter protein 1-B-like
Exons: 7
Coding region: 187-1065 (292 amino acids)
Source: RefSeq, a predicted model, not a curated record
UCGGGAUCUGCGCGCAUCGGAGGCAGCCAGCGCAAAAUCGUUCUGGGCGGAGAGAAAAGAGGAGGCGGCGAGCGGCGCCACGGCAGAAUUGAAGCACACGAGGAGCAAGCACGGCCCUUUCGCUUCAGUGUGCCACCAGCAAUCAGACAGCUAGCAUUGCGCCUCUUCUACAGUCCCGGACGCAAGAUGUCAUUCCUCAAGUCCAUCUGGCGAGGACCGUCUAAGCACAAAAAGCUCGCAGAGGACUUUGUGCUGAGCAAGCAAGAAGAAUCGAACACCAACCUUGAGGGCGUCUCUUUCGACGUCAAAUAUCUGGGCAGCACCUUGGUCGAGACCCCUAACGGCGAAGGCUCCACUGCUGAGGCCAUCAAGACCGUCAUAACAAUGGCAAAGGCGAGCAGCAAGAAACUGCAGAGGGUGAGUUUGACGGUCGGACUCAACGGCAUCAGGAUGGUCGACAUCGCCACGGACGAAAUCCACUUGGACGUCUCCAUCUACAGAAUAUCGUAUUGCUCGGCUGACGCCACUUAUGACCACGUGUUUGCUUUCAUCGCAACCAACAGCAACGAGACAAUGGAGUGUCACGCUUUUCUGUGCCCAAAACGAAAAGUGGCGCAAGCUGUGACCAUGACCAUCGCUCAGUCGUUUACCAUGGCCUAUGAGCUCUGGCAGAUAUCGCAGGCCAAGCAUGACUUGCUGCCAGAAAAAACUGACAACUCUUCCUCCGACACGCAAAACGAAGACGACCCCAUCAAAGAAAAGGCUAGGAGCGAUGGCAUCCCCAAAAGUCGCAGCCACAGUCUCUUGAUCGACCUCUCGUCGGAGGUGCCUUCGUGCACGGAACCCACCAACUGGGUGUGUUUUGAGGACGACGAAUUUGAAAAUCUGAACUCAAGUUUUGCCCGGCUGGCGGCCAGCAGGAGCAGCACCUCAACCACCCCAAUCUCACGUCCCCUGAACCCACCCCCGCGAUCCAUCAGUCUGGACCCAACGACGGCCUCGUCCCACUCCACCAAAAACCCUUGGAAUGAGCAGCACAACAGUAUUGACCUGUUCUGUUCGUGACAGAAACGCGCUCAGUGGACCGACUUUGACUAAUUUAGAGGACAAAAGAAAGAUUUUUUGAGUGCAAAAUAUAUGGGAGAGUUGGAAAGCUCGGGAUUGUGGAGAGAGAGAAUGUCAUUUAUUUUUUACUUAAAAAGCGCCUAUGUGUGAUUCAUCAAUUAAAUCUAUAUUAUAGUAAGUAAACUGGAUGAUAGAGAGAUUAAUGAUCUAACUGUUGAAAGAGCAGGAAAUCUCCAUAAAAGAGAAGACAGAAACAUAUAUAAUAAUAUAUUGACCGUUGGGCUUGGGCAAGAGCCAUCCAUAGUUUUCGAUGAAAAACAAAUGGUGGAAACGAGUGUUGUUAUCUGAACAUAUCCACUUGACACAUUUCUAUAUUAUAACAUAUAAUGAGUAAAAAACAGACCAGCUUAUGUAUAAGAUCUUUGGAUUCUGAAUUAUGUGACAGACAUCCAACCGUAUGUUAUUCAAAAUUUUUUUUUAAAAAUGGAACCAAGGAAUUUAUUCAAAUUCACACUUAAAUGAACACCAAACAUUCCUCCGCGUUUUAUUGCGAGAAAUUUUCGUAGGAAUUCGAGUGUUCGAUCCCAAUUUGUAAUCUUUAUAGAAAAAACAAUGUGUUGCUAUGAGCUGUUUCAGAAUAGUUAUAGUUUAUGUGUGAUGUGAUAAUAAAAAUAUUGCGCUACACUAGAUCAA